Messenger RNA from Stegastes partitus (bicolor damselfish), 1164 nucleotides. It is a transcript of the gene esd, whose product is annotated as esterase D/formylglutathione hydrolase. The transcript is spliced from 9 exons. The record is from RefSeq and is a predicted model, not a curated record. Gene Ontology annotation, molecular function: S-formylglutathione hydrolase activity. Gene Ontology annotation, cellular component: cytosol. Bases 108 to 956 code for a protein of 282 amino acids. Lineage: Eukaryota; Metazoa; Chordata; Actinopteri; Pomacentridae. Gene Ontology annotation, biological process: formaldehyde catabolic process.
GACGCCGUUGGACUUUGGACGCUCUGCGCUGCACCGGCGGGGAAGUUAGCAAGCCAGCGGGACAAACACAUUUACCGACAAACUACGGUGAUUUACUAAGAUCAAACAUGGCCCUCACUCAAGUGUCCUCCAACAAAUGCGCCGGUGGCUUCCAGAAGGUUUUCGAACACGAAAGCACCGAGUUGAAGUGCAAGAUGAAGUUUGCCGUUUAUCUGCCUCCCAAAGCCGAGACCGACAAGUGUCCCGUCAUGUACUGGCUCUCUGGCCUGACGUGCACGGAGCAGAACUUCAUCACCAAAUCUGGAAGCCAGCUCGCCGCCGCCGAACACGGCAUCAUCAUCGUAGCUCCAGACACCAGCCCACGCGGCUGCGGCAUCGAAGGGGAGGAUGAAAACUGGGAUUUCGGCACCGGAGCUGGUUUCUACGUCAACUCCACCCAGGACCCCUGGAAGACCAACUACCGCAUGUACGCGUACGUCACCGAGGAGCUCCCUAAACUGAUCAACGCUAACUUCCCCACCGACCCAGACAGGAUGUCCGUCUCUGGACACUCCAUGGGCGGCCACGGGGCGCUCAUCUGUGCCCUGAAGAACCCUGGGAAAUACAAGGCGGUUUCUGCGUUCGCCCCCAUCUGCAACCCGAUGCAGUGUCCCUGGGGACAGAAGGCCUUCGCCGGAUACCUGGGCUCUGACAGGUCCACGUGGGAGGCGUACGACGCCACCGUGUUGGCGGCGUCCUACUCCGGUCCUCAGCUCGACAUCCUCAUCGAUCAGGGCCAAGACGACCAGUUCCUGUCGGCCAGCCAGCUGCUGCCCGACAACCUGAUCGCCGUCUGCUCCGAGAAGAAGAUCCCCGUCGUCUUCAGGCUGCAGCCGGGCUACGACCACAGCUACUUCUUCAUCUACUCCUUCAUCGGCGACCACAUCAAGCAUCACGCCAAGUACCUGAACGCCUGAAGCAGCAGCACGCGGCCGGCCGACGUCCUUCCACCAGUCACGCUUCUCUGUUUCGAACCUCAGCGAGUCAGUUUGAACCAAUCGGGAGCCUCGGUGCCUUCAAGUCUGAGCGGCUCAGGUGGAAACAGGAAGUUUGGUUUUGCAGUGUUUCUGGGUCACAGAGGUCAUGUGGAGUUUUCUGAGAAUAAAUAAAAUCUUUGGAUAUUCA